Molecule: messenger RNA, 1667 nt
Organism: Durio zibethinus
Lineage: Eukaryota; Viridiplantae; Streptophyta; Magnoliopsida; Malvales; Malvaceae
Product: serine/arginine-rich SC35-like splicing factor SCL30A
Molecular function (GO): RNA binding
Source: RefSeq, a predicted model, not a curated record
GUGGCGCGUGAACAGACAAUAAGAUAAAAUGAAAAUCCAGAGCAGAGUUCCACCCUUCACCCACUAUAUCCCUAACCCUUUGCCUUUUUCGCAAUCGCACCCUAUACACCGCAGUUUUUCUUGCCCUUGGCCUCUCUCCUCUCUUUGAACGCUAGGGAUUUGUGUAAAUGAGAGGCAGAAGUUAUACUCCAUCUCCUCCAAGGGGCUACGGUCGGAGAGGACGGAGCCCUAGCGCUAGAGGCCGUUACGGUGGUCGUGCUGGCGAUCUGCCUACAAGCCUUUUGGUUCGCAAUCUCCGCCAUGACUGCAGGCCCGAAGACCUUCGCAGGCCCUUCGAAAGAUUUGGCCCUCUUAAAGAUAUAUAUCUUCCGAAGGAUUAUUAUACUGGGGAACCUCGUGGGUUUGGUUUUGUCCAAUAUGUUGAUCCUGCUGAUGCAGCAGAAGCAAAAUACCAGAUGGAUGGCCAGGUUCUUCUUGGUCGAGAGUUGACUGUUGUCUUUGCUGAAGAAAACAGGAAGAAACCAGCGGAUAUGAGACACAGAGAGCGAGUGAGAGGAAGUCGAUAUCGUGAUAGGAGAAGGUCUCCCCCUCGUUACUCUCGUUCACCACGAUAUUCUCGGUCUCCACUUCGCCAUGGGAGAUCUAGGUCACGAAGUCGUGAUUAUUCCCCUCCUAAGGAGAGGCAUUACUCAAGAUCUGUUUCACCCCAAGAUGGACAGAACAGUCGAGAUAGGUAUUCACGUUCUCCACAAUACAAUGGCUCAAGGAGCCGGAGUCGGAGUCGGAGUCGGAGUCUAGAUAGGGAGCAAGGCCAGAGCCAGAGUAGAAGCCGGAGCCCAAGAUGAAGCAGAAUUCAAAGUCUGAGCCAAAGCGGGAGCCACAGCCCAAGACAAAUUGGAAGUCCAACCCAAAGGAGUACAAGAGGAAACUAAGUGGAGAAGGUCUCGCAAUAAGUGAUAUUAUGCUGCCAUCUAUUUAGUUUUGUUUCUAUGUGCUGUAUUGUUGCAUGUAUUUUGAUUCUGGAGGCUGGUGUUUGAACUGAACUUUGUUAGGAUACUUUCUUGGUGUUGUAGUCCAACUGGAUAUGUGAAAAAUUCAGUUAUUGUUUCUGAGAUGUUCUUUCGUAAGACAUGGCUGUGGUAACUACUAUAGUAGUUAUAUUUAGGAACUGUUUUGUCCACAAUCAUUUGAUGAACUUUUUUUUGGCAUAACUUGUUAAAUAUUUUUUUUGUUGUUCUUGUUAGAUAAAGAAACCAACUUGGCAAAUGAUUAGAUGGCAGGGGACUUUAUGACAUGGAUGCAUGGUGCUCUGUUCAAAUUCUUACUUUCAUCGGGUACUGGACAUGAGUGGUAUUGUUUGAUGGGUAUUUGAGCAAUCUGUGACUUUUGGGGCGAGGAUUUAGCUACAAGGUAAAGAUAUUGUCAUCACAGGACUUAUAGCUAGAUAUGUGUAGGAGAAGUCGGAUUUAUAGCUAGAUAUGUGUAGGAGAAGUCGGACUUAUAGCUAGAUAGGUGUAAGAGAAGUUGUCAUUAAUCGUUUCUGUUUAGGUGUAAUUGAUCACUUAGAACAUAUUUUGAUAUGUGAAAACAAAUGUUAGGUUUGAAAGUCGGUUAUGUAUGGAGAAAGUUGUAGCAUUUUUAUAGUGUUUAUCCAAAUGAUGGUAUUA